Molecule: messenger RNA, 1702 nt
Organism: Thalassophryne amazonica
Lineage: Eukaryota; Metazoa; Chordata; Actinopteri; Batrachoidiformes; Batrachoididae
Gene: btbd17b
Product: BTB (POZ) domain containing 17b
Exons: 3
Coding region: 151-1602 (483 amino acids)
Molecular function (GO): protein binding
Source: RefSeq, a predicted model, not a curated record
GGGUUGCGAGAUGCACCAGGGAAAGGCCAGGCGUCCCACAUAAAGAGCGGGGGACAGGGAACUGAGCGGCACACGGGGCAGACGCACACAGUAAAAGCUCAGCGGUAAGAGGACAAGUCGGCAGAAGAGAAGAAGAAUAACGGGAAAGAUAUGGUGCGAUCCUGUGAGCACGGGAUCCCUGUCUGUGUCUGUGUGGGCACCCUGCUCCUCUCAAUCUACUUCCACUCUCACACAGUCAGAGGAGCUGCCUUGAAGCAGGACGUACUGGACAAUGGUGCCACAGUGCUGAAUCACUCCAUGGGCUUAGUACACCGUAUGGAGUCCCUGCUCACCAUGGGGAACGGCAGUGAUGUCACUCUGCGUGUGCAGACCCUCAACACGGACGAGGUGAAGGUGAUCCAGGCCCACACAUUGAUUCUCGCCCUUCAGAGUGAUGUGUUUGAGGAACUGCUGCUCAAUCGCAACAACUCUGCCAUGGUUCUGAGGGAGACACCCGAAUGUGCAGCUGUCUUUGAUAAAUUUGUCAGGUAUCUGUACUGCGGUGACAUCUCACUGCGGUUAGAUCAGGCCAUUUCUCUGCAUAAACUCGCCAGCAAAUACCAUGUGUGGGCACUGCAGCAAGGUCUGACCCAAUAUAUGACCCAACAUUUGUCUAGUGAUUCCCCCACAGGCCAUGUGGUUGGUUGGUACAACUAUGCAUUGCAAAUUGGGGACACAGCUCUGCGGGACAGCUGCCUGCAGUACCUGUCCUGGAACCUGUCUUCUGUGCUGCAGAGUGGAGAAUGGUGCUCCAUCAGUGAAGACCUGCUCCUCUCCUUACUUCAGCGUUCUGACCUCAUUUUGCAGAGUGAGCUGGAACUCUACGAGGCCCUGGAGGCCUGGAUUAUUCAGAACCAGCCCAUUAGCGCUACAGUGGAAAGUGCCCUGAGAGCUGUUCGAUAUGGCAUGAUCCCCCCUCAGCACCUCUUCCGUCUUCAGAAGCAAGCCCCCCUCAUGGUGAAGUAUUAUGAGUCUAUUCGUGAUCUUCUCUAUCUAGCAUUCCAGUUCCAUUCUGCCUCACCCAUACAGCUAGCCAAGUACUUUGAUGUGAACUGCAGUAUAUUUAUCCCACGCAACUACCUGUCUUCCCUCUGGGGGUCUCCUUGGGUUAUCAAUAACCCCACCCGUGACGAUCGCAGCUUCAGCUUCCAGACCCAGCUAGGGCCAAGCGGCCAUGACUCCAGUAAGAGGGUUACAUGGAAUGCCCUGUUCUCCCCUCGUUGGCUCCCACUCAGUGCUAGGUCAACCUACACUGAGUUGGGUGCCAUGCAGCCAACCCGCAUAGAAGGAGGUCGACCUCGGAUCAUUGUCACACCAGCCACUUCCAGUCCAGACUUCGCCGGUGUGAGCUUCCAGAAGACGGUAAUUGUGAUGACAAGACAACAAGGCAAAGUUGUGGUUCGCCAUGUCUACAAUUUCCACCAAAGCACAGAGGAGGCUGGCGAUUUCCUGAUGGACGCCGACCUGCAGCGGCGUGCGUCAGAGUACCUCAUUGACAGCUCCCUCUAUCUUCACAUUGUCAUAAAACCCAUCUACCAUACCCUCCUCAUGGCCAGAAAAUGAAAACUGGAAUGGGGUGUGGUCUCACAAUCAAUUCAUUUACACCCACAAUCACAUGAAUAUACAGUACUGUGCAAAAGUCUGAGGCACCCCAGUGUUUCAG